Molecule: messenger RNA, 2887 nt
Organism: Alligator sinensis (Chinese alligator)
Lineage: Eukaryota; Metazoa; Chordata; Crocodylia; Alligatoridae
Gene: SEC14L1
Product: SEC14 like lipid binding 1
Exons: 18
Coding region: 164-2320 (718 amino acids)
Biological process (GO): negative regulation of RIG-I signaling pathway
Cellular component (GO): cytosol; cytoplasm
Molecular function (GO): RIG-I binding
Source: RefSeq, a predicted model, not a curated record
GGGCGCCCCCAGCCGCACUUCCCGUCCCGUCCCUUCCCCGGUAUGAGGCCCCGGUGCGGCCGGCCGCUGUGACAGGAGUUCAGCGUCGUUGGUCCUGUUGGCUAGCUUGGCCGAAGCUGAUGGGAAGUUGCUGAAGUGUGGAUUGUUCUUAUUAGCUGCAGCCAUGGUACAGAAAUAUCAGUCUCCCGUGCGGGUGUAUAAACACCCUUUUGAGUUAAUUAUGGCUGCAUAUGAAAAAAGGUUCCCUACCUGUCCUCUCAUCCCAAUGUUUGUAGCUAGUGACACUGUAAAUGAAUUCAAGAGUGAGGAUGGAGCUGUACAUGUCAUUGAAAGACGUUGUAAACUGGAUAUAGAUGCACCACGAUUGCUGAAAAAGAUUGCAGGAGUAGAUUAUGUUUACUUUGUCCAGAAGAAUUCCUUGAACAGGCGAGACCGAACUUUGCACAUAGAGGCCUACAACGAAACUUUCUCUAACAGGGUCAUCAUUAAUGAGCACUGCUGUUACACGGUUCACCCUGACAAUGAAGACUGGACCUGUUUUGAACAGUCUGCGAGCCUAGACAUCAAAUCUUUCUUUGGCUUUGAAAGCACAGUGGAAAAGAUUGCCAUGAAACAAUACACCAGCAAUAUUAAAAAGGGAAAAGAAAUAAUAGAGUAUUACCUGAAGCAGCUGGAGGAGGAAGGGGUAACAUUUGUUCCCCGUUGGACUCCUGAUGCAUGUAAAUUGGAGAAGAGCACAUCUCUCACAGGCCGGCCAGUUUCCCCUGCUAUCAACAUACCAGAUACUGCCACAAAGGAGGGGCUGAACAAUAAGGAGAUUCUCAACACCUCCAGCAGUCCAUCAGAACCAACAGCAGGGACACCUGAUGACAAGCUGGAUGCAGACUACAUCAAGCGCUAUCUGGGUGACUUGACACCAAUGCAAGAAAGCUGCCUCAUUCGACUUCGACAGUGGCUCCAGGAGACUCACAAGGGCAAAAUUCCAAAGGAUGAACAUAUAUUACGAUUCUUACGUGCCCGAGACUUCAAUAUUGACAAAGCCAGAGAGAUCCUUUGCCAAUCACUAACAUGGCGGAAACAGCACCAAGUAGACUAUAUUCUGGAUACCUGGAAUCCUCCUCAAGUUCUGCAAGAUUUCUAUGCAGGAGGCUGGCAUCACCAUGACAAAGAUGGGCGCCCGCUAUAUGUGUUGAGGUUGGGACAGAUGGAUACCAAAGGCUUAGUACGAGCUCUUGGGGAAGAAGCCUUGCUUCGUUAUGUUCUCUCUAUAAAUGAAGAAGGACUGAGGCGAUGUGAAGAAAAUACGAAAGUAUUUGGCAGGCCUAUAAGCUCGUGGACCUGUCUGGUGGAUCUGGAGGGUUUGAACAUGCGCCAUUUGUGGAGACCUGGUGUCAAAGCUUUACUGAGGAUCAUUGAAGUGGUUGAAGCCAAUUACCCUGAAACAUUGGGUCGUCUUCUCAUCCUGCGUGCCCCCAGGGUUUUCCCAGUCCUUUGGACACUGGUUAGUCCAUUCAUUGAUGACAACACUAGAAAAAAAUUCCUGAUUUAUGCAGGGAAUGACUAUCAAGGUCCUGGGGGGCUUCUGGAUUACAUCGAUAAAGAAAUUAUCCCAGAUUUUCUUGGCGGAGAGUGUAUGUGUGAAGUUCCAGAGGGUGGGCUGGUUCCCAAGUCUCUAUACCGGACUGCAGAAGAGUUGGAAAAUGAAGACCUAAAACUGUGGACCGAAACAAUCUAUCAGUCUGCAAGCGUCUUCAAAGGAGCUCCACAUGAGAUUCUCAUUCAGAUUGUGGAUGCUUCAUCUGUAAUUACCUGGGAUUUUGAUGUGUGUAAAGGCGACAUUGUUUUUAACAUCUAUCACUCCAAAAGAGCUCCUCAGCCUCCUAAAAAAGAAUCUCUUGGAGCCCAUAGCAUUACAUCUCCUGGUGGGAACAAUGUACAGCUGAUAGACAAAGUCUGGCAGUUAGGGCGUGAUUACAGCAUGGUAGAGUCACCACUCACCUGCAGAGAAGGCGAGAGUGUGCAGGGGUCACAUGUGACUAGAUGGCCAGGCUUCUAUAUUCUCCAGUGGAAAUUUCAUAGCAUGCCUGCAUGUGCUACAACUAGCCUGCCUCGUGUGGAUGAUGUACUGGCAUCUCUACAGGUCUCCUCCCAUAAGUGCAAAGUGAUGUACUAUACAGAAGUAAUAGGAUCAGAAGACUUCAGAGGAUCUAUGACCAGCCUUGAAUCAAGCCACAGCGGGUUCUCCCAGCUCAGUGCUGCCACAACUUCUUCCAGCCAGUCCCACUCCAGCUCCAUGAUUUCCAGAUGGCGAUUUUGCUGACAGCUGUAAAGAAACUGCUUCAUUCAACAAUCCACAUCUGUCCAGAGGUGUCUGGCUUUAUAGACCUUUUUGACUUGCAGUCACUUUUCAAGUCUGAAGAUGUAUCUUUUUUUUUUUCCAGUUGGCUCAAAAGUGGCAAUUGCGAGGGGUAUUUUUUUCUUUUACCCUCCCCCGUAAGUCUAAUGCAUCUUUAAGAGCUCAAAGCACAUGACAGCACAAACAGUUAAACUACCAGAGAAGCAAAAUUUAACUCUUCCUAGUGAAGUGCUAUGGCAAAUAUGACUUGAUUAUGCAGUUUGAAAUAGACCUGAUGAAUUUCAAUACCCUUGACUUUUUAAUGUGGGAUCGCUGUUCUUUUCUGCCAGCAGUGACCAUCCUGUUGACUUUUUUUAUCCCUGCAUUACUGGUCUCCUUUCCAUACUCCUCUCUGUAUUCAUGAAUUGAAUUGCAUAUCCAAUUCUGUAAAUGUUUUGUAAACAUAUUACCUCACUCUUGGUAAUGAGAUACUGAUAGUCUUUAAAAGAUUUUUUUAUUGUUAUCAAUAAUAAAUGUGAACUGGUUUAAAAA